Molecule: messenger RNA, 2256 nt
Organism: Lotus japonicus
Lineage: Eukaryota; Viridiplantae; Streptophyta; Magnoliopsida; Fabales; Fabaceae
Exons: 4
Coding region: 254-1735 (493 amino acids)
Biological process (GO): positive regulation of proteasomal ubiquitin-dependent protein catabolic process; protein polyubiquitination; ubiquitin-dependent protein catabolic process
Cellular component (GO): cytoplasm; ubiquitin ligase complex
Molecular function (GO): ubiquitin conjugating enzyme binding; zinc ion binding; ubiquitin protein ligase activity
Source: RefSeq, a predicted model, not a curated record
ACAAAACAAAAAAAGAAAUAAAUCACUAAAAUUCAAAACCCUACUCACAACUAUGGGGUUUUGAAUUUCAUUACUUCACAAUUCAUAAUUCACAUUAAUGAUUGAUUUUACUUGUUGUGUUUACUCUUUGGAAAACUCACACAGAUCUAGGAUCCACAUUUUCAGAAGGAAGAAGUUUGAAUUCAAGAAUCCGCCUUACGAUCCGACUAGCCAAACGUGAAACCAAACAUACACUUUAGUUUUGGUUACUCUAAUGGGUCUCACCUAUUCUUGUUUCCACCCUCUCACUCGCCGCCGUACAAGAAAAAGGGUCGCUGCUCACUCUUCCGCCGUCAAGGUCACCCCCGCCGCCGGCACCAACACCUUCCCACCUACCUCUGCCGGUAACGGCCUCCAUACCGUCACUGACCACUCCAAAACUAACUACGACGGCGAAAACAACGACGUUAAGGUCCUCAAUUCCGAAAAAGACGUCAUCGGAGAGAGUUCAAACGACGCGCCGCCGUUCAUCUGCGAAAUCUGCACGGAAACCAAAACCGCGUGGGAGUCUUUCACCGCCACCACCACCACAUGCUCCCACCACGCGUUUUGCUCCGAGUGCGUUUUCACCUACGUGAGCUCCAAGCUUCAACAGAAUCAGAUCAACAUCACUUGCCCCAUUCCGGAAUGUACGGGGUUGUUGGAGGCGGAGGAUUGCCGCGCGAUUCUCCCGCCGGAGGUGGUUGACCGGUGGCUGACGGCGUUGUGCGAGGCGAUUAUCACCGCGUCGGAGAAAUUCUACUGUCCGUUUGUGGAUUGCUCUGCUAUGUUGAUCGAUGAUGGGGUGGAGAAGGUUACGGAAUCGGAGUGUCCUAAUUGCCGGAGGUUGUUCUGCGCGCAGUGUAAGGUGCCGUGGCACAACGAGGUCACGUGUGAGGAGUUUCAGAAGAUGAAUCAGGAGGAGAAGGGGUUGGUGGUGAAGCUUGCGAAGGAGAUGAAGAAGUGCCCCAAUUGCAGAUUCUACAUUGCUAAAUCUGAUGACUGUGAAGUGAUUCGAUGCAGGUGUGGAUAUGCAGAGUGCAGUGACACCGCCGGAGAAGGAGAGUCGUCAAACGCGGCGCCAUUUAUCUGCGAAAUCUGCACGGAGACUAAAACGGCGUGGGAGUCCUUUGGAAUCACCGGGUGCUCGCAUGCCUAUUGCUCUGACUGCGUGGCAAUGUACGUGCGGUCCAAGGUUGAGGAGAAUGUGAUCAACAUUAAGUGUCCUGUUUCAGGAUGUUCAGGCCUGUUGGAGGCGGAGGAUUGCCGUGCGAUUCUCCCGGAGGAGGUGUUUGACAGGUGGGGGAAGGCGGCGAGUGAGGCGAUGAUUGCUGAGUCGGAGAAGUUCUACUGCCCCUUUGCCAACUGUUCUGCAUUGUUGAUUGAUGAUGGGAGGGUGAAGGUUAGUCAAUCGGAGUGCCCUGAUUGCAGGAGGUUGUUCUGCGCGCAAUGCAAGGUGCCGUGGCACGCAGGGGUCACGUGUGUUGAGUAUCAGAAGCUGGGGAAGGAUGAUAGGGGGAAGGAAGAUUUGAUGCUGAUAAAGCUUGCUAAGGAUAAGAAAUGGAGGAGGUGCCCCAAUUGUAAACUAUAUGUUGCCAAAUCUGAAGGCUGCAUGUACAUGAGAUGCAGGUGUGGACAUACCUUCUGUUAUAACUGUGGAACUCCUAACUUAAAUAAGAAGAGCCAUUACUGCGACACCUGUAGGCGUACGUACUAAGGACACUUGAAAGCACGAUAUAUAAUAGUUUUUUUGCCUAAAAACAAGAUUCAACAAGCAUUAGAGAAUACUGUAUCUACAGCAAGUCCAGAUAUCAGUUAUGCUACACCACAACUGUAAAAAGUUCUCAGAUAUUUGAAGAUACAACCAGAUCCAUGCCUCUUUUCUCAUGCUGAUUCUGAUCUGAACUCAGUUUUUUUUUUCUUUUAUUUUUUCUCAAAAAACUAAGCUUUCAGUGACAGGAAUUGAGCAGAUAUGGAGAUACAAUUGGGCCAACAGUGCAGCCGCCCAACUUAGAUGCUGUCAAGCUCAAAAUCUAGGGCCAACAUGAUGACCAGCUCACAUCAUCUUAGUUUAGCCUAAUUAAACUUAAUCAUGAACUUAUUUAUGUGAUUAAUUGCUAUUCAGUUGCGGCUUACUUAGCUGUUUAGUUAUCGAUUGUUGGUUUAAUUGUUUUUGAAUUUCUGUUAAUCUUGUUCUCCUCUCAUAAAUUUGAUGGUGACUAAGUUGCUUUUGUGCUC